AAAAUCAGCUGAUUGUUACGUUAACAACCAAUUCGCAUGUUUUUGUUUAUUUAAUCAAUUUAUGCAAAAUAUCCUGGUAUAAUGACAUAAAGUGGAAGUGCAAACACAAUUUCUAGGACAUGGCAGCUGAAUUAGGUCUGGACUCGCCCGCAGGGUCAAUGGAUAUCGGCAUGCAAGAGCCUGUAAACAAAUUAAAAUUUUUACAUGCACUUGUUGCUGGUGGCGUGGCUGGUAUGGUGGUGGACAUAGCACUCUUUCCCAUUGACACCGUGAAGACCCGUCUGCAAAGCGAGCUGGGCUUUUGGCGGGCUGGAGGCUUCAGAGGUAUCUACAAAGGAUUGGCUCCCGCGGCCGCAGGAAGUGCUCCCACGGCGGCUCUUUUUUUCUGCACUUACGAAUGCGGAAAACAGUUCUUCAGCUCCAUAACCCAUACCAAAGAUUCGCCCUACGUGCACAUGGCAGCAGCCUCGGCAGCUGAAGUGUUGGCUUGUUUAAUCCGUGUUCCUGUGGAGAUUGCCAAGCAGCGCUCCCAAACGUUACUGGGCAACAAACUAUCCGGCCUGCAAAUCCUACUGAGGGCCUAUCGCACUGAGGGAUUGCAACGUGGUCUUUAUCGGGGAUUCGGUUCCACCAUCAUGCGGGAAAUUCCCUUCAGUCUGAUCCAGUUCCCACUGUGGGAGUAUUUUAAGCUUCAAUGGACGCCCUUAACCGGCUACGAAUCGACCCCCAUUUCGGUGGCUCUCUGUGGAGCCAUCGCUGGAGGAAUUUCGGCGGGGCUAACCACUCCACUGGAUGUGGUGAAGACGCGAAUUAUGCUGGCCGAAAGGGAGAGUCUCAAUCGACGACGCAGUGCCCGGAGCAUUUUGCAUGGCAUUUAUCUGGAGCGAGGCUUUGGCGGUCUGUUUGCUGGUUUUGUGCCGCGGGUGCUGUGGAUCACACUGGGCGGUGCCUUCUUCUUUGGCUUCUACGACCUGACGACGCGAAUUCUGGGCGCCGCCAAAACGGAUCAGUAAAAUAGGUUUAUUUUCGUUGUAUUUGUAGUAGGAGGCACGUAGUUUGCAGUAGUAACUUAACCGAUGACAACCACCGUUGGAGACAAAUGUGGACAAUAAAGUGUAUGGAAGCCUUUUGAGA
Molecule: messenger RNA, 1134 nt
Organism: Drosophila elegans
Lineage: Eukaryota; Metazoa; Arthropoda; Insecta; Diptera; Drosophilidae
Product: S-adenosylmethionine mitochondrial carrier protein homolog
Exons: 4
Coding region: 120-1013 (297 amino acids)
Biological process (GO): transmembrane transport
Cellular component (GO): mitochondrial inner membrane
Molecular function (GO): S-adenosyl-L-methionine transmembrane transporter activity
Source: RefSeq, a predicted model, not a curated record